CUUAGUCUGGCGGAUGUUGAUAAUCAUCGUGAACUUUAAGUUAAUAUUCAAAGGAGUUGCUCGUGUUAUUCAAUCAUUGAAGUAUUAACAGCUGAAUAUAAUUGAGGACUUUGUCUGUAUAAAAAUAGAUUAGAAAGUGAAAUCAAAAGACACAAAAGAUGGACGCCCAGAAUUUCAUUUACAUGACAUUACAACCCAGUAGCAUGACAUUACCACCUAGCAACAUGACAUCGCCAUCUAACAACAUGACAUUGCCACCUAGCAACAUGACAUCACAGACCAGUAGUGAGACAUUAGAAAGUUUAAAUCGUGCUGCCAGUAUUAAUCUGCUUCCUGUGAUUAUUUACAUGGUCGUUGUCAUGGUGAUCGGAAUAUCCGGAAACUUAGUCGUUUGUUUUAUUUAUAAAUCGCAGCUGAGGGAAAGGAACUCCAAUUCUUUUCUUGUGUAUUUAGCGGCUUUGGAUUUAAUUUCAUGCUGCGUCAACAUUCCAUUUGAACUUUCCGAUCUCCUUCUACCCUAUACCUUCGAUGCCCCAGCCGCUUGCAAGAUUUUCAGAUUUGUUGAAACGUGGCUACAGAGUCUCUGUGGGCUGACGUUGGUCUCUAUUGCUUAUUCGCGAUACCGUAUAAUCUACAAACCCUUUAAGGACAUUAAAAGAAAAGUUCUACCGUGUUCCAUAAUCACCGUGAUAGUUGCUAUACUGACGGCGGUGCCCGCGCUGGUGAUAUUUGGUAAGAGAACAGUGCCUACCUCGGUGCCGUCUAUAACAGGUACGGAAUGUUCAACAGAUGAUUCCAUGUUAGAUCAUCCAGCAAGAAUGGUUUAUUACGCAUGUUUAUUAUUCACGUUCGUAUUCAGCUUGGUCUGUUUCUUGACCUUCUAUAUUCUCAUAGGAGUUAGACUUAUGAAUCGACAAAACCAUGCCAUUGGAGAAACUCUACCCCAAAUAUCAAGCGUAAACCAACCGACCCAACAACACGUGUCUGAGCCGAAUUCCUUGGAAUCGUACCAAAGUACAAAUAUCGUUGUAAAACUUACUAGCAGUAUCCAAAAGCUGUUUAUUUCAAGGCCCAGUAACGCGUCUGCUGGACAAAUGAAGUUGAAAACGGGACGGAUGACCACCAUUUUCCUAGCUGUAACGAUAUCGUUUGUAUUAUCCUACGUACCGUAUCUCGUUGUUAAAAUCCUCAAAACAAACCAAUUUUAUUUCAAUUCAAGCGAAAGUAUGACCGAACUGCUUAUUUACAAUUUCUGCGUACGCUCAACAUUUUUAAGCAAUGCCAUCAACCCUGUGAUAUAUGGGUUGCUAAGCAAAAAAUUCCGGCACGACUGUGCUGUAAAAAUAUUUAGAAGAAAGAGGAGUUUACCUCGGUGAAAUUAACAAAUUCGGAUCCAAGUAAAAUUAACAAAGGUGGAUCCAAGUGAAAUUAACAAAAGUAGAUCCAAGCGAAAUUAACAUGAGCUAAUCCUCGAGAUAUUACAGCAAUGGAAUUUAGCAAAAGUGAACAGAAGUUAAAUUCACAAAAGCGAAAUUAACAAAAGUGAAAUUAACAAAAAGUGAAAUUAACAAAGUGGAAUUGAACAAAAUUGAAAUUAACAAAGUUAACCCCAGUAGAAUUAACAAAAUUAAUGUUUGCACGUAUGAUUAAUUAUAUAUUGACCCAGUGAAAUUAAUUAUAUUUGACCCCAGUUAAACUAAGUAUAAUUGACCCAGUGAAAUUAAGUAUAUUUGACCCUACUGAAAUGAAUUAUAUUUGAUCCCAGUGAAACUAAGUAUAAUUGACCCAGUGAAAUUAAGUAUAUUUGACCCUACUGAAACUAAGUAUAAUUGACCCAGUGAAAUUAAGUAUAUUUGACUUUACUGAAAUUAAUUAUAUUGGACCCCGAGUGAAAUCAGUGACUUAAAUUAAAGAAUCCUAUAUAUCUUUAUUUAUUUAAAUAUUUCCGAAUCUCAUUGUAAAUAUUUCCCGUCUUCAUUAGAACAGUCGGAGCAGUAUGACGUUAAACCUCACUUCAUUUCAUUGUAAAUACACAUCAUCUCAUUAAAAUAUUGUAUAUAUUUAGUUAUUAAUACACAUUACCAUCUAAUCUGUUUUAAGUUAUCAAUACACUUUACGUUCUAAUGUGUUUUAAUCAUCAAUACACUUUACGUUCAAAUCAACACAUUCUACUCCCUCUCUCCCCCUCUCUCUCUCUCUCCCUCUCUCCCCUCUCUCCCUCUCUCUCUCUCUCUCUCACACACACACACAUCUCACUCCCACCAGCCCACGCCCCUAUAUUAUUCCAGUGCCCUGUUUCUCGAAAUCUUAACUAAAGAUAAAAUCCAAUUUUAGUAGAUACUUCAAUUUUGAUUGGCUAAGCACUAAAAUCAAUUUAAUAUUUUUCAGUCAAAUUACUAAAAUUUGGAUUUUAUCUUAGUUAAAAUUUCGUGAAACAGGCGCCAGGAAGACUAUUUAAAUUUAUGUCAUAUUAUGUAUUAUAUAUACUUUAUAUACUUUAUUACACCUGAUAUUAUUUAUAAUCCAUUACCAUGGUAAUCUAUUAUUCUACCUAUGUAUCAUAUGUAUGUCUAAUGUGUAAUUAUUUAUAUACAUUGCAACACCUGAUAACACCUGACAAAGGACAAACAGCUAGUUUAUGAACUGGUGUAUAUCAUAACGAAAUAAAGUGGUUGAUUUUUUUUACCUG
Molecule: messenger RNA, 2689 nt
Organism: Patella vulgata (common limpet)
Lineage: Eukaryota; Metazoa; Mollusca; Gastropoda; Patellidae
Product: neuromedin-U receptor 2
Exons: 2
Coding region: 159-1376 (405 amino acids)
Biological process (GO): G protein-coupled receptor signaling pathway
Cellular component (GO): membrane
Molecular function (GO): G protein-coupled receptor activity
Source: RefSeq, a predicted model, not a curated record